UGUUCUCUUCCCAAGAACUCUCUGCACUGUACACAGAACUACGAUAAGGGCAGAAAUGCUAGCUGUGCUCUUCGUCCUUGGGGGAUUUGUUCCCUUGAUCGAUGCAGAUUUCGCACCCAGAGUGCUGACGGUUGAGGACGGAGUACUCACAGGUCGUUUCCCAGAUUCUCUGCUGCUCAGCCUCCCUCCCUGUAACUAUUCAGGCCAGAGUGUGGACCUGGAGUACCUUAACGCAAACACAAACGAAAACAAGAUUCUGUCCAAUAUUUUCACGAUUAAUUGCACGAAUGGUGUCUACACUGCUGGAUCAGCCACGCUCAGCAGAAACAUUGGUUACCAAGUGACGAACCUCACCAACGGCACAGAGUACAAGCUCCGUUACAAGAUUGGAACAACCAACAGUUCCUACAUAUUGGCAACUACAAGAACAGUGUCUGACUACAAUGUCAUUGAUGAAGGCCUCCCAGCACGCAGUGGAGCGAUGGUGGUCAUCACAGUCAUUUUGUCUUUGGCUAUGUUCUUUCUGCUAAUCUGCCUGAUUCUCAGUACGGUGAUGUCAACUAGUUGAAACCGAGACAUUUUACAUUCAGAGAUUCACUUUUCUCAUAUGCACACUUUUUAAAUAUAUGAUGUGUGCACAUGCAGUCAUUAUCUUACAGGUCUUCAUUAGGCCAGCAUGAAAUGAAAAAUAGGCCAAUUACUCAACUACUCCUUUAAGAAAUAAGUCUUUACACAUAUAAAUAUAUAUACGCUUCAGAAACAUGUAGGGUAUGCUGAGGGUGAAUUAUCAUGUGCUAUUAAUUAAGCCAACAUAAAAGAGCCUAGACACGUCUUCUCAAAAUAAGAAUUUUAACUCUUUCUUUCAUAUUUAAUCUACAUUUCAAGAGUCCAAAGAGGGUGCUGUUAAUUUCUAUAUAAUGAUAACAGCGUAGUAAAAAGAGUUGUAUUCGUCUGUAUAUUUUUCUCCCCAAAAUAAGUAUUUCAAAGCUGAUAAUCAUUUCAAUAAAGCAUUCUGUCUCAAUAA
This is a messenger RNA of Colossoma macropomum (tambaqui), 1024 nucleotides long. RefSeq lists its product as uncharacterized. The transcript is spliced from 5 exons. NCBI's taxonomy places the organism in Eukaryota, Metazoa, Chordata, Actinopteri, Characiformes, Serrasalmidae. Bases 56 to 568 code for a protein of 170 amino acids. The record is from RefSeq and is a predicted model, not a curated record.